Messenger RNA from Scomber scombrus (Atlantic mackerel), 909 nucleotides. Its product is annotated as ankyrin repeat domain-containing protein 1-like. The record is from RefSeq and is a predicted model, not a curated record. The transcript has 9 exons. Gene Ontology annotation, molecular function: RNA polymerase II-specific DNA-binding transcription factor binding. NCBI's taxonomy places the organism in Eukaryota, Metazoa, Chordata, Actinopteri, Scombriformes, Scombridae. Gene Ontology annotation, biological process: regulation of transcription by RNA polymerase II. Bases 1 to 828 code for a protein of 275 amino acids. Gene Ontology annotation, cellular component: nucleus.
AUGGUCCUGCACAGCGUUGAAGAACUGGUGACCGGUAAGAGGUCAGAGGUCAAAGAGGCCGCCAAUUUCCAAGGCGGCGAGUUUGAGUCGACCAUCGUUGAGGAGAAGCAGGAUGAGCAGCACAAAGGAGCGCUGGUGGAGGAGAGCGACAGUGGCAGCGAGCAGGAGGAAGUCAGCGUGGCGGCUCUCAAUACUGAUAAAAGCGGCAGGCUGAAGCUGGAGACCGUCGACGACCUGUUCAACAUCCUGCAGCUGAGGAAGAGGAGGAGGGAGAGGAAGGCUCCCAUCCACAAGAGGAAACAGCCAGAGCCUGAGAUCGUGCCAGAGUAUGUGGAUGAGAAGCUGUUUCUGACGGCAGCCAUGGAGAACAAAAUGCCCGUGGUGGAGAAGUACCUGUCUGACGGAGGAAACCCCAACGCUGCCGACCACUUCCAGAGAACAGCGCUGCACAAAGCCUCGUUCAAAGGACACGUGGAGGUGAUGAAGAGGCUGCUGGAGGCUGGAGCCGUCAUCGAGAAAAAAGACAAGCUGGAGGCCACAGCGGUCCACUGGGCCUGCAGAGGAGGCAGCCUGCCGGCCCUGCAGCUCCUCCUCGACCAGGGAGCCAAAUACACCUCCAGAGACAAGUUGCGCAGCACUCCUCUCCAUGUGGCUGUGAGGACAGGACACCACGAGUGUGCUGAGCAUCUCAUUCACUGUGGAGCGGACGUCAACGCCAAAGACAGAGACGGAGACACACCCAUGCAUGAUGCUGUGAGAAUAAACAGAUUCAAGAUGAUCAAACUGCUGAUGAUGUACGGAGCCAGUCUCCAAAACCAAGAACUGUGAUGGAAAAACUCCAAUGGAGACGCUGAAUUCGUGGCAGAGCGGAGCCAAGAGCCUCCUGUGUAACUUCAGCCAGUAGAAAAA